ACUUUGGUCACUAAACAAACAUAACUCGAGAACUACCUGUAUACAUGCUGCUAGCAGCGGAUUAGGAAUAAAUGCACAAAGAACAGCAAAAGCCUAAAAUUCAAUUCGGUCAAUCAUCCAGAAAAGGUCUUUUCAGAAACUUACAAUAAAAUAUAGGAAUUAAUCCAAUCAGAUUUCUGGAAAGAACAAAACGCAAAGGGAUAUUCUCAAAUCCUUUAAAAGCAUUUUAAAACAAAUGUUUCCUUUAGGUUCCUUCCUGCAUGAAGUAACAUACGUCGCAAAGGUUGCUUCUAGGUAACUCCGUAUAAGGCUGCAUCUAUAGCUUCUUACAGGGCAACCCUGCCCACCAUUACUGACGAAGAAAUCUUUUUUCAAUAGACCCGCUUUUAAAUAUAUUCUACGGUAUUGUUAUUUCGAUAGCCACUGUUAGAAUCCAAAUGAUAAUGACCGUAGCACAGGUUUGUUUUUAAUUAAAAAAAUAAGUACAGUUUUUAGCAGACAAAAUCCUACAUCAGCCGCCACUCACAUAUCGAAAAGUAAAACGAAACGCUGGCAUUCAAGUGGGCGUAACCACCACCUACAUCGCGCAUGCGGGUCACAUCGGGUAGGUUUAACUUCCUUUUCAAUGCAUGCUGGGAAAUAGGGUUCCCUUGCCAAAGGGGUUUUCGGGGCGAAAAUAGCAGCCUUAAUUUCUUUCCCGCUGGCCUCCUUGCGUUCCCCGUUUAGACUCUCCUGUUGCAAUUCCAGGGGAGAUAAGAGCGCCCGCGCACAAAAUCCUCCACCUCUUCUUCUGGUUUGCUGCUAGGUAACUGAAACCCAGGCGGAGCGGAGGCGAGAGCUGAGCCUGAAAAAGAAAUGGCGCCUUAAGAACAACGGCAUUGAGUCAGAUGUGACAGUCGGUGCGCCCCGCCCUGUGACAGGGUGGAGUCAGCGGCGGCGAAAGGAAUCGGAGAAAACGGACUCCAGCCGUACAAUCUUCUCCUAUUUCCUGCCCCCCAAAAAGAAUUGGCUGAAGUCACGUGGAAAGGGGCCGGUUGGGAAGGCACAUGAUCCGAGUGGCCCCAGAGGUUGGGAGUCGUCGCGAUGGGUACCGCGCUGGACAUCAAGAUCAAGCGAGCUAACAAGGUGUACCACUGCGGGGAAGUUCUCACUGGAGUGGUGGUCAUAACAAGUAAAGAUUCAAUCCAGCAUCAGGGAAUCUCAUUAACAAUGGAAGGAUCUGUAAAUCUGCAGCUCAGUGCUAAAAGUGUUGGUGUGUUUGAAGCAUUCUGCAAUUCUGUUAAGCCUAUCCAACUGAUUAAUAGUACGGUAGAAAUGGUAAAAUCUGGAAAACUGCCUAGUGGUAAAACAGAAAUUCCUUUUGAAUUCCCACUGCAAGUAAAAGGAAGCAAAAUUCUUUAUGAAACUUACCAUGGAGUUUUUGUCAAUAUCCAGUAUACUCUUCGAUGUGAUAUGCGACGUUCUCUCCUGGCCAAGGAUUUGACAAAAUCUUGUGAAUUUAUAGUCCAUUCACCACCUCAGAAAGGUAAACCAACUCCAAGCCCUGUAGACUUUACUAUUACUCCUGAAACAUUACAGAAUGUGAAAGAGAGAGCAUUGCUUCCAAAAUUUCUCAUAAGAGGCCAUCUCAAUUCAACAAACUGCAUCAUAACACAACCUCUAACAGGGGAACUGAUAGUGGUGAACUCUGAUGCUGCUGUUAAAAGCAUUGAACUCCAGCUAGUACGAGUGGAAACCUGUGGCUGUGCUGAAGGUUAUGCUAGAGAUGCCACUGAGAUUCAGAACAUUCAGAUUGCUGAUGGCGACGUCUGCAGAAAUCUUCCUAUUCCAAUCUACAUGGUCUUUCCAAGAUUAUUUACAUGUCCUACACUGGAAACUACAAACUUCAAAGUUGAAUUUGAAGUUAACAUCGUUGUUCUCUUGCAUGAUGAUCACUUAAUCACAGAGAACUUUCCACUGAAACUUUGCAGAAUGUGAUUAGGUUUGCUUUACAAUUAUUAUCAGACUAGAUGCCUCCCAUUUGUGGGGCAUCAAAACAAUUGGCAUUGCAGGCACUAAGUAAUAUAGCUAUGAUUGAGCAGAAUUUUAAGUUACAAUAACAAUGUUCUGAGCCAAUAAGUCAGUGUUUAAUAAGCACUGAUUCACAUUUGUCUGCAAUGCCAUUGCAAUGCAAGUGUUAAUCUAAGUUAAAAUGGGGCCUUCAUGGCCUACACUUCUGUCUAUUCUUAUUCGUUUAUGAGAGUUCUGUGAGUAAGAAAUUUAGACAGAGAAGAAGAGUUGCUUAUAGCAAUAUGUUUUGACCAAAAUUAUUUUGUAUAUAUGUCUUAGCCUAUUAUACUAAAAAAAUUCUACCUUAAUUUUGGAAACUUUUGUAUGUCCUAUGAGAUGUCCCUACAGUCAUGAGAGAUUAGAAAUGCACUUAUCAAAAUAUUUGACUGACAUACUAAAACUAUUCAAAACAAGUUGAAUUUAGACAUUCCUGUUUCCUCUGCUAGCAUCUAAAGACUUAAUUAUCGUAGCUUAAUUGGUAAAAAUGUUGGUCUGACCUUAAUAACUGAUUGGAGGAUUAGUCAUAAGGAAUAGUUAUGAUUCAGUGCUGGCAUCUUGUUACCAGAUUGAUGUUACAAGGCAAAAAUAAUUUGAGGCAACAUAGAGGAAAGAGCAUGGUAAAGGCAGUAGAGGUAAAUGAGAAGGUAAAAUUAUUGCACUUUUCCUACCAUUGGAAGAUGUUGAACUAUAUAUUGAAUACAUUUCACUUUGAUGUAGCAUCAGCUUGGCAAUACUAAUAGAAAGUAAACUUUAUUUAACACCUGAUAUAUCUGAUUGUUGAUGUCAAUAAAUCAUUCAUAUGUCCAUCCAAU
This is a messenger RNA of Thamnophis sirtalis, 2861 nucleotides long. It is a transcript of the gene VPS26C, whose product is annotated as VPS26 endosomal protein sorting factor C. NCBI's taxonomy places the organism in Eukaryota, Metazoa, Chordata, Lepidosauria, Squamata, Natricidae. Gene Ontology annotation, biological process: intracellular protein transport. The record is from RefSeq and is a predicted model, not a curated record.